CAUGUGACCACACAUUACAGCUGCUGUCAUCAAUAGUAAACAUCUUAAAUGCCGCAGGAGGACUGAGCUUCAUGAUGGCAGGCAGGCUGAGCUUCAGGAACAUCACCGCUCUGGCUCCAAUGGUCCGGGUCGGGACUCUACCCAUGAGGCUGCUGGCGCUGGACUACGGAGCUGAUGUGGUUUACUGUGAGGAGCUGAUUGAUAUCAAGAUGGCCCAAUGUCACAGAGUGGUGAACGAGGUUUUGGAGACGGUAGACUUUGUUGCUCCAGACGAUCGAGUGAUGUUCAGGACUUGUGAGAAGGAGAAGGACCGAGUCGUCUUCCAGAUGGGGACGGCCGACCCAGACAGAGCGCUGGUUGUGGCUCGACUUGUGGAAAAUGAUGUAGCUGCUAUCGACGUGAACAUGGGCUGUCCGAAGGAAUACUCCACAAAGGGCGGGAUGGGAGCCGCUCUGCUGUCAGAUCCUGAUAAGAUCGAGGCGAUCCUCAGGAAGCUCGUCACCGGAGUUUCUAUUCCAGUAACGUGUAAAAUCCGAAUCCUGCCUUCGUUGGAGGAAACGAUCGGUUUGGUUCGGAGGAUCGAGAAGACCGGAGUCACCGCCGUCGCUGUUCAUGGCAGGUUUAAAGAUGAGCGACCUCGACAUCCCGUCCACUGCGACUACAUCCAGGCCGUCUCUCAGGCUGUUUCCAUCCCCGUCAUCGCCAACGGAGGAUCUUUGGAUCUGGUGAAGACCAAUAAAGACAUCGAGGAGUUCAGGAAGGCGACCGGAGCCUCGUCGGUCAUGUUGGCUCGAUCCGCCAUGUGGAACCCGUCUGUGUUCAGCAGCCGAGGACCACUUCCUGUGGAGGAGGUGAUGGAGGACUACCUCAAAUACGCGUUUCGGUAUGAAAACCACGCCUUCAACUCCAAGUACUGUCUGUGUCAGAUGCUGAGAGACAAAGUGGAGUCUCCUCUGGGGAAACAGCUGCAGGCGGCUCAGACCAACGCUGAGAUCAGCGAGGCGUACGGGAUGAAGGAGUUCUACCAGCAGAUUCAGGAACGGCUGCAGGCGAAGAGAGACUCUCUGCAGAGCUGCAUCCAGCCGGACCGGCCUGUCAUGGACGGAGACGUCACCACCAUGGCCGUCAAGUUCGAACGGAGGGAGUAUCCUGCUCAUAUCACUCCUAAGAUGUUCCUGCUGGAGUGGAGCCGCAGAGAGAAGCUGGAGCAGCCGCAGUAUGAAGUGGUGCAGCGAGCUCAGGAUCGAGCUUUUCAGGCCGUUGUGACCCUAGCAGAGAAGAAGUACAGAUCUACGCUGUGGGAGAAGUCGAAGAAAUUUGCCGAGCAAGCUGCCGCCGUCGUCUGCCUGCGGAUUCUGGGAAUCCCUGAAGGCCGAAUCGGCGAGGAAGACUCCGGCUUGAUCUCCAAGAGGAAGAGGGACGAGAAGAUGACGAACGGCACCACAGAAGAAGACGAGGCGAGCAUCAAACGUCGCAGCACCGAGAGCUACCAGGAAACGGAAAACUUAGAGAGCGAAGCGGCGGUUGCUAACGGCAACCACCACGAACCAAACACGCCUCCGAAACGACCGUAGAGGUGAUGAAGAUGAUGAUGAUGAUGAUGAUGUAAGGAAAACAACUCUUUAAGAUUAAAUAAGAGGAAAAGAAGAAGAA
Scomber japonicus (chub mackerel) is the source of this 1653-nucleotide messenger RNA. It is a transcript of the gene dus2, whose product is annotated as dihydrouridine synthase 2. The transcript is spliced from 16 exons. The record is from RefSeq and is a predicted model, not a curated record. Lineage: Eukaryota; Metazoa; Chordata; Actinopteri; Scombriformes; Scombridae. Gene Ontology annotation, cellular component: cytoplasm. The coding region runs from base 72 to 1574 and encodes 500 amino acids. Gene Ontology annotation, molecular function: flavin adenine dinucleotide binding; tRNA binding; tRNA dihydrouridine synthase activity. Gene Ontology annotation, biological process: tRNA dihydrouridine synthesis.